This is a messenger RNA of Penicillium coprophilum, 1422 nucleotides long. Its product is annotated as SUN domain-containing protein. Lineage: Eukaryota; Fungi; Ascomycota; Eurotiomycetes; Eurotiales; Aspergillaceae. The transcript has a single exon. The coding region runs from base 1 to 1422 and encodes 473 amino acids. The record is from RefSeq and is a predicted model, not a curated record.
AUGAAGUUCCAGAUCGCAUCCUUCCGCGCAGCGGCGCUUGUUGCCCUCAUUGCGAGCGCUGAAGCCGCCAAACAUAGCCAUGGCCACAGCCAUCACCACGAGACUCGUGAUGUAUCUUUGGAGAAGAGGGGUGAAAAGUGCAAGUUUCCAUCCGACGCUGGCCUGGUUGAGAUCACCCCACAUGGGAAAAACGCCGGUUGGGCUAUGAGCCCUGACGAGCCCUGCGAACCUGGCAACUACUGCCCUUACGCUUGCCCUCCCGGCGAGGUGUCUAUGCAGUGGGAUCCUAAGGCGACCUCCUACACUUAUCCUAUGUCCAUGAGAGGUGGUCUGUACUGCGACGACGAUGGCAAGAUCCAUAAGCCCUUCCCCAACCGUGACUACUGUGAGUCGGCCGCUGGUGUGCUCAAGGCCCGCAACAAGUGUGGCAAGGCUGUCUCUUUCUGCCAGACUGUGCUGCCUGGAAAUGAAGCCAUGCUUAUCCCCACCAUGGUUGAGGACCUGGCCGACCUGGCCGUGCCUGGCAUGUCCUACUGGUGCUCCACUGCUGCCCAAUACUAUAUUAAUGCUCCUGGCGUCACCGCGGAGGAGGGCUGUGUCUGGGGUAGCUCUCAGAAUCCCGUCGGUAACUGGUCCCCAUACACCGCUGGUGCCAACACCGAUGGUGAUGGCAACACCUUCCUGAAGAUUGGCUGGAACCCUAUCUACCUCGAAACCACCACGCCUUUCCGCAAUGUCAAGCCUGACUUCGGUGUCGAGAUUGAGUGUGAGGGUAACGGCUGCCACGGCCUACCCUGCAAGAUUGACCCUGCUGUCAACGACGUCAACGAGAUGAUCGGUAAGCCCUUCGUUGGCGCUGGCGGUGCCACCGGUUGUGUCGUGACCGUCCCCAAGGGAGAGACCGCGCACAUUAUCGUCUUCGAGAAGGAGAGCAAUGGCAGCACCUCGUCCGAGACCGUCGAGAUUUCCACCAGCUCUCGUACAUCCACUAGCAGUGCCAGCUCCAGCUCUAGCAUCAGCACCAGCACCAGCAGCUCGACGACCACUACUCCUCCGACCAGCACUACUGAGAAACCAACCUCCACCUCUACCACCUCCAGCUCUACUUCCACCUCCACCUCUACUCGCUCGUCAACUUCAACCUCGAUUCGUACCUCUACCUCAAGCUCUACUGCUAGCUCCACCUCCACGACUCACGUGUCGAGCGUCACUAACCCCGCCCAUCUGCCCAAGUCGAGCCCGGCAGGCUAUACCUACCAGCCGCACGUGCUGACCGGUUCUGCUGAUAUCCAAGCGGCCUCUACAGCGACCGCAGCCGCAGCCGCUGCGUCCACAUCUUCCACUGGCGGUGCUACUAGCGCCACCGUCUCUAUGUUGACUCUGGCCUUCGGCGCCAUUGCCGCCCUGGCUGCGCGCAUCUAG